Molecule: messenger RNA, 525 nt
Organism: Parastagonospora nodorum SN15
Lineage: Eukaryota; Fungi; Ascomycota; Dothideomycetes; Pleosporales; Phaeosphaeriaceae
Exons: 3
Coding region: 1-525 (174 amino acids)
Source: RefSeq, a predicted model, not a curated record
AUGCUCAACAGCCGGUCGGCUUCCCCACAGAACCUCAGGCAGCAAGAAGCCGCCCAUGAUCUACUCUCCCCACGCGAAAAUCUGCACAGACUCUGCUCCAUGCCUUCCGCAUCACUCCGAUGUCGCCGCGCCCUUGCCAUCGCUGAGACAAUCAUCGAAUACACAUUCCUCGGCCCCGUAUUCCAUCUCACAUGGCUCACCCUGAUCCUCUCUGAGCAGUCCUGGCACUACGUCAAGAAUUUGCACAUUGCUGCCUUCGACAUCUUCGAUGCCAUCGGCACAGUUCUCAAUCGCGCUACUAAGAGGGAGGACUUCCCGCGCUUGGCGAUUCUGCUGGGUACCACGACUAUAUUCGUGUGCGCGCCGAGCAUCACUGUUCUGAUCCUGAUGUUCCUCGUGGCAUGUGUGCAGAGCGUGCAUAUCAAGGAACUCGAGGCGCAGAGUGAGGUCCUGAAAGCUAGGUUGGCAGGUAAGGCUGUGUGGCCGGUCGAGGAGGAGUGGGAUGUCAUUGGGUCCAUGGACUAA